GGAUGCAAUGCUUUUGCAUUUGGUUCAAUUUAUUUCUAUCUGUCACAAUCAGCUCAACUGAUUCAACCAUAUAUUUGUUUCUUAUAGGGCAUUUCGGCUAAUAAGAUAAAAUAAAGUGCAAUUAACUGAAAAUACAAGCUAAACUUUUUUAGCGUAACUACGAAUUUUGUAUAAUAAAGUAAAAAUAGAAAUAUUCAAAGUGAAAUGUCGGAAAUUGAAGCAGUCCAAAUUAUCGCGGAGUCCCUAAAAGAGCAGGGUGUGGAAUAUGUUUUCGGUAUCAUAGGAAUACCUGUUAUCGAGCUGUCAAUGGCUUUUCAAGCGGCUGGCCUCAAGUAUAUUGGCAUGCGUAACGAGCAGUCGGCGUGCUAUGCCGCUCAAGCAAUUGGUUAUUUAACUGGUAAACCUGCCGUGUGCCUUGUAGUUUCCGGGCCGGGAUUGCUUCAUGUUACCGGGGGCAUGGCAAACGCGCAAGUAAAUUGUUGGCCGUUACUGGUGAUCGCUGGUUCUACAAGCCAGGAUCACGAAGGUAUUGGCGGUUUUCAAGAAUAUCCCCAAGUUGAAAUUUCACGUCCAUACUGCAAGUAUGCUGCACGUCCGCCUACCGCUUCGCUCAUUCCACUUCACGUUGAGAAGGCUGUACGUUAUGCGACGUACGGACGACCAGGCGUUUCUUAUCUUGACUUCCCUGGAAACAUACUGCAAUCACGUGUACAGGAGGAUAAGAUCUACAAGACAUUGCCACUUUCUGCUCCACCAUUAGUAUAUCCGGCUCAUGUCGAUGUUAUACGUGCUGCCAAUUUGUUGCGCUCUGCAAAACGGCCAUUAGUUAUAAUCGGAAAAGGAGCCGCCUACGCUCACGCAGAGAAUAUAUUGCGCCAUUUUAUUGAGAACACCAACUUGCCUUUCCUGCCAACGCCGAUGGGCAAAGGUGUUGUGUCGGAUGCUGCGCCACAGUGUGUCUCGUCUGCACGUUCCUUGGCAUUGCAGCAAGCCGAUGUUGUUUUACUGCUGGGCGCACGACUGAACUGGAUUUUGCACUUUGGAAAACCGCCACGUUACAGUGCUGAUGCCAAAUUUAUUCAGGUCGACAUUUGUCCUGAAGAGCUACAUAACUCCGUUCAAGCAUCUAUUGCCAUACAAUCGGACAUUAAACCAUUUGCAGAGCAACUUUUUGAACAAAUGAAUGCAGUGAAUUUCGAAAUUCAGAGCGAAAAUCCUUGGUGGGUGGAACUCGCCAACAAAUGCAAGAGUAACCGUGAACAAGUGCGCAGCAUGGCAUUGGAUACUGCCUCACCACUAAAUUAUUACACAGUGUUUCAUCAUCUGCGUGAAUUAAUACCACGCGAUGCGAUAAUUGUUAGUGAGGGAGCCAACACCAUGGAUAUUGGACGUUCAAUGCUUUUUAAUAUUUUGCCACGUCACCGCUUAGAUGCUGGCACUUUUGGUACCAUGGGCGUUGGACCGGGCUUUGCUGUUGCGGCAGCACUUUACUGUCGCGAUCGUUUCCCUGGCAAACGUGUAAUAUGUGUGGAAGGUGACAGCGCUUUUGGGUUUUCUGGAAUGGAGUUAGAGACAAUGGUGCGCUAUAAGCUGCCUAUUACUAUUGUCAUUGUAAAUAACAAUGGUAUCUAUGGUGGUUUCGAUCAGGAAACUUUCGAUACCAUUCGAAAUUCUGGCGAUUUGUCACAAGUAACACCACCCUCAGCGUUGGGGGUGCAGGUGCGCUAUGAAGAAAUGAUGAAAAUGUUCGGGUUAAAUGGCCACUUCUGCAAGGAGAUACCGGAAUUACAGGCUGCGCUAAGAGAUGCACAAAAACUUACGGACAAACCAACAAUCAUCAAUGUGGCGAUAAAUCCGUCAUCAGAUCGCAAGCCACAGACAUUCAACUGGUUAACAGAAUCAAAAUUGUAGAUAUGUAAAAGCUGCAUUUAUGCAACUGAAUUGAGCUAAACGCUCUAUGUGACUAUAUAGUUAGCAAUUGCUUUCAUUCAGAUAUCCGUAUAUAUAUAUUUAAUAUUUAGGAGCAUUGUUACAAAAGCAGUAUUCUUCUUUUUACUGUGAAAUUGCAUUUUUGUAUUCUGUGUGUUAAAAGUAACACUUAAUUCUACAACCGUUAUUACUGCGGAGUAACAAUGCUCAAGUAUUGUAUUUUAUAUCAGUUAAAUUCUUAUUUUCUAACAUUCCAAAUGCUUUGAAACUUGCGCAUAUCAACUGCCAAGCAAUGACUCUUACGAUCUUACAGCGCACAGUGCGGCCGAUUCCCGAAAAGCUGGCCAAAACUCAAAAAAUUAAGUAAUUGAUUCAAAAUUUCUUACUCGGGGGUUGUCGGGGUCGCUGAUUACGAAUUUGAUCUUAAAAUUUUGAAAAUCCACCCCCUUCCACCCCUAUUGGCCACCCCCUCACGUGAAAUAGCGUAUAUUCUAGAACAUAAUCAAGAUGCAUGUAAAUUUAUAUGUUUUCGGGGUCGCAAGGUAGCAAGUGGUAGCAGCUGAAUCUUGUUUUAUUCAGUAACCAUUACUUUUUUGAGUAACCUUUAAUAGGUUUCAAAGCAGCAUAUCACGGCGUUGUAUUACUAUACAGUUUGAAAACUCAAAUUUUAUAAAAAAAAUUGCAAAAAAUGUAUCUACGUAUUGCUGCAGCUAAAAAUUUUGUGUCGAGGUAUUGAUAUGUACUAAAGAUUUCUCGUAUUUUACUAACCUUCCGAGGAUGAUUCCAUUUGGUUUUGUUCAAUUUACUCCAUUACAAAAUCUUUCAAAUGUGUACAACUUUCACUAUUCAUCGACAGUAAUACGAUGCUCAAACGAAGGCCACGUUGCGACUGAAAAUACAGAGGAUACUUAGGGUACAGGACGUUGCUAUGAACGGUUUUCACUACUCAAGGCAUUACUGUAGCCAACCCAAAGACAAAAAAACUCUAUCUAGAAACUUUUUUUUUCGACUUUUGGCCAGCUUUUUGGGAAUCGGCCGCACUGUGCAGCGGCCAGAGUUUAAAAAGUGUCAUUCUGAAAAUUUCGUAUUUCAUACGUUUUACGCGUUAGGGGCAUUGCUUGGUUUUCGAUAUAAUGUAAAUGUAUUUAUGCAUCCUUUAAAAUGUGUUUAAAAAUAUUAACGCUUCUAAAUUAUUUAGCAAAAUUUUUAAUAGCGCAUUAUUGAUAUGUGAACACAAUAUGGAGUGAUAGGUUUCUAAAACAGGGCUAUUAUUUUCAUUUACAAAGUAAUUUUACUCUAAAAAGAGGUUUUUGGUAAUGUAAGUGCGAUAGAAAAUUAAAUCUUAUAUAAAUUA
Anastrepha ludens (Mexican fruit fly) is the source of this 3283-nucleotide messenger RNA. It is a transcript of the gene Hacl, whose product is annotated as 2-hydroxyacyl-CoA lyase 1. Gene Ontology annotation, cellular component: peroxisome. NCBI's taxonomy places the organism in Eukaryota, Metazoa, Arthropoda, Insecta, Diptera, Tephritidae. Gene Ontology annotation, molecular function: catalytic activity; magnesium ion binding; thiamine pyrophosphate binding. The transcript is spliced from 5 exons. The record is from RefSeq and is a predicted model, not a curated record. Gene Ontology annotation, biological process: fatty acid alpha-oxidation. The coding region runs from base 205 to 1911 and encodes 568 amino acids.